Messenger RNA from Perca flavescens (yellow perch), 497 nucleotides. It is a transcript of the gene gng10, whose product is annotated as guanine nucleotide binding protein (G protein), gamma 10. Gene Ontology annotation, cellular component: heterotrimeric G-protein complex. The coding region runs from base 92 to 298 and encodes 68 amino acids. Gene Ontology annotation, biological process: G protein-coupled receptor signaling pathway. NCBI's taxonomy places the organism in Eukaryota, Metazoa, Chordata, Actinopteri, Perciformes, Percidae. The record is from RefSeq and is a predicted model, not a curated record. Gene Ontology annotation, molecular function: G-protein beta-subunit binding. The transcript has 3 exons.
AUUACUGCAGUCAGCUCCUCUGUUGAAAGCUGAAGGGGACUUUUUUUUUUUCACAAGGAAUUCUUCUUUCCUCAAAACAAUUUCCACCAACAUGACCUCUAAUUCCAAUUUAUCUAACAUGCGACGGCUCGUAGAACAACUGAAGCUCGAGGCCAGUGUGGAGAGAAUCAAGGUGUCCCAGGCGGCUGCAGAGCUCCAGCAGUACUGUCUGCAGAACGCGGGCAAAGACGCCCUGCUAGUCGGAGUCCCCACAGGCAGUAACCCCUUCAGAGAACCACGCUCCUGUGCUGUAGUGUAAAGAUGUGCACUUUUUUUGCAGAGGAGGAAGAAGUCGACACAACUGUGGCAACUCACUUGCAGAAGGAAAUAUUUCAUUUUUAUUUACAUGAAAAGAAAAAUCUAAAUUACAAUAUCUUUUUUAAAGAAAUGUUUUAUUACAUUGAUGUAUAGCCAUUGAGAUUUGCUUUGAACUCAUUAAAGGGCAUUACAGAAACCUG